Molecule: messenger RNA, 10059 nt
Organism: Corythoichthys intestinalis (scribbled pipefish)
Lineage: Eukaryota; Metazoa; Chordata; Actinopteri; Syngnathiformes; Syngnathidae
Product: phospholipid-transporting ATPase ABCA1-like
Exons: 46
Coding region: 2395-9462 (2355 amino acids)
Biological process (GO): phospholipid efflux; transmembrane transport
Cellular component (GO): intracellular membrane-bounded organelle; membrane
Molecular function (GO): ABC-type transporter activity; phosphatidylcholine floppase activity; ATP hydrolysis activity
Source: RefSeq, a predicted model, not a curated record
GCGAACGAUUCGUUGAACGAUUCGUUUGAACGAAUCGUUUUACUGAACGAACCGGAAUGGAUUCGUUUACUCAAGUGAACGACAGAUCCCGUCACUACCAUCUAGCCAGAUGAGACGGGGGGGCAACGAGGACGUCCAUCCAGCCAGGGGUCAGGAUAGUCAGGCGGCUGAGGCUGAAAAGGUAGCCUCUCCCCAGAGCGGAAGGGGGAAAGGGGACACCAAGUGACUAGUGAUGAAAAGACUAAACAACUAGAUAUUCCAAUUACAAAAGAGAAAUAAAGUAAGAACUAGUGGUAAGUAGAGUGAAAAACGGGAUAGUGGCUGUACUUCCCACAGCGUUAUAGCUCCUAGGGCAGCUUUAGACUGAAGUGUGAGUCUAGUCUGUUUUCAACUAGCCUGACCAUAAGCUCUGUCAAAUAGGAACGUUUUUAAUCUAAUCUUAAAUGUACAGACUGUGUCAACCUCUUUAAUAUUAGCUGGAAGCAGCUUGGUAACUAAAGGCUCUAGCUGCUACUUUACUUUUAGAGACCCUGGGAACUACCAGUAGACCUGCAUUCUGAGAACGAAGUGUUCUGUUGGGGCGGUAUGGAACCAUAACAUCUGUGAGUAAAGAUGGCCCCAAACCAUUAAUGGUCUUAAAUGUAAGAAGGAGGAUUUUAAAUUUAAUUCUAAACUCGACUGGAAGCCAGUGAAGGGCUCAGAGCAUAGGGGUGAUGUGCUCUCUUCAAUUAGUUCCUGUUAAAAGUCUUGCUGAUGCGUUCUGGACUAGCUGAAGACCUUUUAGGGAACUUUUAGGACAAGCUGCGAGUAAGGAGUUACAGCAAUCCAAUCUAGAUGUAACGAAUGCGUGAAUUAAUUUUUCUGCAUCGCUUUUAGGCAGAAUAUUUCUCAUUUUUUGAUUAAUUUUAAUUAUGAAUUAAUAUUUAUAAUUAUUUUAUAUUAAUGAUUUAUUUAAUUAAUUUUAUGAAUAAACGCGUCGGUCGGAUAGGCUCUGGCACCCCUGCGAUCCAGGCAAACGACAUUUGACUCGGAUAUUUAUCAUGGAGAGGCAUAGGCGUAACAACUAAAGUGACCUCAUCAGCGACAGACUUCAGAUCCGUGCGGUCAACUCGGAUCGGCCGUCUAUUGCCGUCAACGGCCGUGACACGCGACCGCACGAUCGUGUUUUCGGUUGAAACGGAUAUCUAGAACUGUCAGUCGCAGCAAAAGAGUUAACGAGCAACACAAUGAUACAGGAUUUUGCUAAAUCCAUAUUUGUAGUCAAGCAAAGUUUGCGGAACAAAAGUCCAGCGGCAGCAAAAACGUCCAGAAAAUCACCAACAAUGUAGCUCCGUUGAUCACAUGGGAUUCUGUUUUUAUAUACUGUAUAUUCAUGUCAGAGAAAAUGUGUCUUCUAUGAUUUCAACAUGUCAGGUUUUGACCUUCAAACCUAUGGAUUUUGAGCUCAUGGGGAGGCACUGUUUAACGGCGGACUAUCUUCAUUUAGUGGUAAAGCUAUCUUCAUCUAGUGUUAAAGCUGAGAAGUGCAAGGGGAACUCAAGCUUCUUGUGUGCGCCACAUUCAAUGAUAUUUUCCUCUCCUGGACAGAUGUAUGCUGCGCUCUUUAAUGGUGCUAUUUGAAUGGAUUUAUCCUUGUUAGAUUGUGAGAAUGUCAUUUGUCAGCUAGAUGUGAACUCUGCUGGUGAAUUUCGGAAGAACAUUUGCAGCAAAUUUUGGCUCAUCCACUUGGAAGGAUGUAUUCAUAAGCAUCUUUUGGUUUGUGCGUGUGUGCCUCUCGAGACCCUUUGUGUUGAGUGCAUUGCAUACUUGUUGCUCGCUCGUAGCUUUAUUUUUGAAUGGCUGAAUUGGGGGGGGGGGGAGAAGAGAAACGUUCUUGCUUCCUGUUUAUUGCCUGCCCCAUCUCGGAAGAAGAGACCGCAGAUGAGCUGCGCGACUGUCCGGAAGCGCGAGACGAGCGAGACGCGUCUUCCAAAAUAACGGCCAAGCUUUCUUGGACGAUAUUUGCCUUUGGCGCAUGCGUUUAGAGCUUCUUAGCGUCGACGAGCUUAACAUUUUCGAUCUGGGUGCCCGUCUUUUUUUGACUUUGAGUUUGUGACGUAAGCGAAGGCGGUGGGCGUUUUCUUUUUAUUUUGGAAGUAGUAGCGAACGGAAGCAGAGCGUGGGCCUACUACCGCUGACGGACGCCGGCCGAGACGAGACCGGCCGGACGCUGCGGAGAUUUUGCAAGUUCGGAGUUGACUCAACGCAACGCAGUUAGUCAGGCGGCCAGCCUGCCUGCAGCGAGCGACGCGACGCGACGAGACGAGACCGCAACGAGAUAGAGAGGGAGACAAGAACGAGAAGGAAGAAGAACUCGGGGAAGACGCGCGUGGGCUCCGGCGCCGAGGACCGGCCAUGUCCCAGCGGACGCAGCUGGCCCUGCUGCUCUGGAAGAACUUGACCUACAGGCGGCGGCAGAAGCUUCAGCUGCUGGUCGAGAUCGUGUGGCCGCUCUUCAUCUUCUUCAUCCUCAUCGCCGUGCGCCUCAGCUACCCGCCGUACGAACAGCACGAAUGUCAUUUCCCCAACAAGGCCAUGCCCUCGGCGGGCACCUUGCCGUGGAUCCAGGGCAUCCUCUGCAACGCCAACAACCCGUGCUUCCGCAGCCCCACGCCCGGCGAGUCGCCCGGCGUGGUGGGCAACUUCAACGACUCCAUAAUUUCCCGCCUCUUCUCCGACGCCAAAAAGAUUCUCCUGUACAGUCAGAACGACAAAAACUUGGAAGGCUUCAAGGAGCUGGCCCGCGCCCUCAGGAAGCUCCAGAGCAGCAGAAGCGGCUUCAAGUUAAAGCACUUCCUACGAGACGAGGAGACUUUUUCCGGCUUCCUGUCGCGAAACGUAUCCUUCCCGCCGGCGGCGGUCUUACGCAUCCUGGAGGCCGACGUCGACUUGGAGAAGGUUCUUUUGAGAGGUUUCGGGGUUCGCCUGCGGGACGCGUGCCCCCGCCGGUCGGGGGGCCGGGGCGUAGGGGAAUUUGUCAACGUGACGGACCCCGGGACCGCCGCCGCGGUUCAGGAAUUGGUGUGCCGCGCCCCGCCGGCGUGGCUGGACCUCGUCGAGCGCAACUUUCUGGAAAAUGCCGACUUCCUCAAACCCUUCCUGGGGGACGUCAGAUCGGACCCCGAAGCCGUGCGGGACGUUUCUGCGGCGACCAACAAGCUGCUGGACGGUCUGGGCUCCCUGGCCGUGGAGCUGGCCGGGAUGAAGAGCUGGACGGACCUGAGGAAAGAGAUCGUCUUCCUUCGGCGCAACGCCACGUCCUCGCCCAGCGCCUUGUACCAGGCCGUGUCGCGGAUCGCGUGCGGGCACCCGGAGGGCGGCGGCUUGCAGAUCAAGUCCCUCAACUGGUACGAGGACAGCAACUACAAGGCGCUCUUCGGGAACCACAACGGCAGCGAGGAGGCCGGCGCCGCGCAGCACUACGACAACGCCUCCGCUCCCUUUUGCAACAGUCUGGUCAGGAGCCUGGAUUCCAAUCCCAUGUCCAAGAUGAUCUGGGAAGCUGUCAAACCACUGCUGCUGGGGAAAAUCCUCUACACUCCCGACACUCCCGCUACUCGGCGGGUCAUCCACGAGGUCAACCGCACCUUCCAGGAGCUCGGCGUCUUCCGGGACUUGGAGGGAAUGUGGGAGGAGAUGAGACCUAAAGUUUGGAACUUCCUGGAGAACAGCGAACAGAUGAACCUGAUACGGUCUCUGCUGAAAAACAACGCCACCGCCUCCUACUUUCACACUCAACUGGCCGACACCGAGUGGACCGUGGCCGACGUGUCCCACUUCCUGUCCAGGCACGCCGACGAGCGGCGACGGCGGCCGGGCGCCCUCACCUGGAGGGACGUCUUUAACGAGACCGACCAGGCCGUGGGCGGCAUCUCCCGCUUCAUGGAGUGCGUGAAUCUGGACAAAUUGGAAGCAGUCUCGACCGAAGAGCGAAUGAUCAACGAGUCGAUGCUUCUGCUGGAGGACAAGAGGUUCUGGGCGGGGAUCGUCUUCCCUGACCUGGCCACCAACGCCACGGAGCUCCCCCCCAACAUUAGCUACAAAAUCCGGAUGGACAUCGACAACGUGGAGCGGACCAAUAAGAUCAAAGACGCGUACUGGGACCCGGGUCCUCGCGCUGACCCCUUUGAGGACAUGCGCUACAUCUGGGGAGGCUUCUCCUACCUCCAGGACGUCAUCGAACAGGCCCUGGUCCGAACCCUGACCGGCACCAAAGACAAGACGGGCGUUUACAUCCAACAAAUGCCGUACCCCUGCUACGUGGACGACAUAUUCCUGCGGGUGAUGAGUCGCUCCAUGCCGCUCUUCAUGACCCUGGCCUGGAUGUUCUCCGUCUCCAUCAUCCUGAAGAACGUAGUGUACGAGAAGGAGGCGCGUCUGAAGGAGACCAUGAGGAUCAUGGGAUUGGACAACGGCAUCCUGUGGUUCAGCUGGUUCAUCAGCAGUCUGAUUCCUCUGCUCGUCAGCGCCGGGCUCCUGGUCCUGAUGCUCAAGGUCCGUCGGUGCCGCCGCCGCCGCCUUUGGCCGUCACUCCUUCCGUUCUGUUUUCCGCAGAAAGGAAACCUGCUGCCGUACAGCGACACCGGCGUGGUCUACCUCUUUUUGGCGUCCUUCGCCGUGGUCACUAUCAUGCAGUGCUUUCUCAUCAGCACCGCCUUCGCUCGAGCCAACUUGGCCGCCGCCUGCGGAGGAAUCAUAUACUUCACGCUCUACUUGCCGUACGUCCUCUGCGUGGCCUGGCAGGACCACAUCGGCUUUCCGGCUAAAGUCUUCGCGAGCCUCCUGUCUCCGGUGGCUUUCGGCUUCGGCUGCGAGUACUUCGCCCUGUUCGAAGAGCAGGGCGUCGGCAUCCAGUGGAAGAACCUGGUGGCCAGUCCCCUGGAAGAGGACGACUUCAGCCUCCGCACCGCCAUCAUCAUCAUGUACUUUGACUCCUUCCUCUACGGACUCCUCACCUGGUACAUCGAAGCCGUCUUUCCAGGUCAAUACGGCAUUCCUCGGCCGUGGUACUUCCCCUUCACCAAGUCCUACUGGUUCGGAGAGGAGGAAAAGGCAUCCGACAAAGUCCCGUUGGAGCACAAAAGAAAGUCCGGCGCGGCGUGCACGGAAGAGGAACCGGCUCACCUCCGGCUCGGCGUCUACAUCGAGAAUCUCGUCAAGAUUUACCGGCACGGGAAGAAAGUGGCGGUGGACGGCCUGACGCUAGGCUUCUACGAGGGACAGAUCACCUCCUUCCUCGGACACAACGGCGCGGGAAAGACCACCACUAUGUCCGUCCUCACCGGUCUGUUCCCGCCCACCUCCGGUACCGCCUACAUCCUCGGUCGUGACAUCCGCACGGAGCUGAGCGCCAUUCGGCAGAGCUUGGGCGUCUGCCCGCAACACAACGUCCUCUUCAGCAUGUUGACGGUGGAGGAGCACGUGUGGUUCUACGCCCGACUGAAAGGUCUGUCGGAAGAAGGGGUAAAAGGCGAGAUGGAGCAGAUCCUGCGCGACACGGGCCUGCCGCACAAACGGCGUUCCAAGACCAGCACGCUGUCCGGCGGAAUGCAGAGGAAGCUGUCCGUGGCCCUGGCCUUCGUCGGGGGCUCCAAGGUGGUGAUCUUGGACGAGCCCACGGCCGGAGUGGAUCCCUACGCUCGCAGGGGAAUCUGGGAUUUGCUGCUCAAGUACAGGCAGGGACGCACCAUUAUCCUGUCCACGCACCACAUGGACGAGGCCGACAUCCUGGGCGACCGCAUCGCCAUCAUCUCGCACGGGAAGCUGUGCUGCGCGGGCUCCUCGCUCUUCCUAAAGAACCAGCUGGGGACGGGCUACUACCUGACCCUGGUCAAAAAGGACCCCGAACCCUCGCUCGGCUCGUACGGGAACUCGUCCGGCACGGUCUCCUUCGCCAAAAAGGACGAGAGCGGUUCCGUCAGCAGCAGCGACGCCGGACUGGGCAGCGAGCAAGAAAGCGACGCCGUCACUGUCGAAAACGGGCGCCCGGCAUCGGUGUGCGAGGCACCUCCGGUGGAUACCUCCCAGGUGUCGGGCCUGAUCACGCGCCACAUCCCGGCCGCCCGCAUGGUGGAGGACCUGGGGCACGAGCUGACCUUCGUCCUGCCGUACUCCGCCGCAAAAGACGGCGCCUUCGUGGAACUUUUCCGGGAAAUGGACGAGAAGCUGAGCGAGCUCAACGUCUCCAGUUACGGCGUGUCCGACACCUCUUUGGAAGAGAUUUUCCUGAAAGUUGCCGAAGAUAACGGCGUGGACACGGACGUGCCCUCAGACGGCACGCUACCGGUCCGACGUCGACGACGGACUCACGCCUUCGGGGGAGGCGAUCCUCAGAGCUGCUUGAGACCGCUGACGGACGAGCGCGACGGCGGCGCCGACGACGGCGAUCCCGAGAGUCGGGAGACGGAGCGCUUGAACGGCACGGGCGGGACGGGAUCGGAAAAAGUCAGCGGCUGGAAUCUGCGAAAGCAACAAUUUGUGGCCCUCAUGUGGAAAAGGUUCCUCUACGCCCGGCGCUCCCGUAAGGGCUUCUUCGCGCAGGUCUGUCCGUCCGUCGGUCGGUCGGUCGGCCGCUGGCGCUCGGGAUCUAGGCUUGACCGCCGCCUCUGUGGCAGAUCGUCCUUCCGGCCGUCUUUGUCUGCAUCGCGCUGGUCUUUAGUCUCAUCGUACCUCCUUUUGGAAAAUAUCCCAGUUUGGAGCUGCAGCCCUGGAUGUACGAAGAGCAGGUCACCUUCAUCAGGUACUCCCGUUUUCCUCGACGGACCUAACGCACGUCUGGAGAAUAAAAGGCGUGUCCCGUUGCGCUUUGCGGCGCACGCUAGCGACGACGCGCCAGGAGACGCCACCAUGCAGAAGUUGCUGGCUUCUCUUUUGGACCCGCCGGGACUGGGCACCCGUUGUAUGCCGGGACUUAGUCUCCCAGACGCGCCGUGCACCCUGGGCGACGACGAGUGGAGCGUCCCGGAGGUCCCGGACGGCGUCCGGCGGCUCUUCGUCUCCGGGAACUGGACCAUGGAGGAGCCCUCUCCCUCCUGCUCCUGCAGCUGCGACGGCAGAAAGAAGAUGCUGCCCGAUUGCCCCGCCGGAGCCGGAGGGAUGCCUCCGCCCGAGAUCAAGUUGAGUUCCACCGACGUGCUGCAGAACCUGACGGGAAGGAACAUCUCCGACUACCUGGUCAAAACCUACGCUCAGAUCAUCGGCAAGAGUUUGAAGAAUAAAGUCUGGGUCAACGAGUUCAGGUACGGCGGCUUCUCCUUGGGCGCAAGGAGCACUCAGGUCCUCCCGCCGGCCGACGAAAUCGACGACGCCAUCGGACGCGUUCGCAAAAUCUUUGAACUGACCAAGGGAGCGGCGGCGGAUCGAUUUCUGGACAAUUUGUCAGCGUUCAUCCACGGACUGGACACCAAAAACAACGUCAAGAUCUGGUUCAACAACAAAGGCUGGCACAGCAUGGGCUCCUUCAUUAACGUGAUGAGCAACGCCAUCCUGAGGGCCCGGCUGCCUCCCGGGGAAGACGCCGGCCGCUACGGAAUCCGAGCCUUCAAUCAUCCGCUCAACUUGACCAAGGAGCAGCUGUCCCAGGUGGCGCUGGUCACCACCUCGGUGGACGUGCUGGUGUCCAUCUGCGUGAUCUUCGCCAUGUCCUUCGUACCGGCUAGCUUUGUGGUUUUCCUCAUUCACGAGCGCGUCACCAAGGCCAAGCACAUGCACUUCAUCAGCGGCGUGCACCCGCUUCUCUAUUGGAGCGCCAACUUCAUCUGGGACAUGUGUAACUACGUGGUCCCGGCGACGCUGGUCAUCCUCAUCUUUGUGGCCUUCCAACAAAAAGCUUACGUCUCUUCCACGAACCUUCCCGUGCUGGCUCUGCUGCUUCUGCUCUACGGGUGGUCCAUCACGCCGCUGAUGUACCCGGCGUCCUUCCUCUUCACCGUCCCCAGCACGGCCUACGUGGUGCUCACCAGCGUCAACAUCCUCAUCGGCAUCAACGGGAGCAUCUCCACCUUCGUCAUGGAGCUCUUCGGAGAUCACGAGAUCGGAGGCAUCAACGACAUCCUGAAGAACGUCCUCCUCGUCUUCCCUCACUUCUGCUUGGGCCGAGGCCUCAUCGACAUGGUCAAGAAUCAAGCCAUGGCCGACGCGCUGCAGAGAUUCGGUGAGAACCGGCUGCGUUCCCCUCUGGAGUGGGACAUGGUGGGAAAGAAUUUGUUUGCCAUGGCGGUGGAGGGUGUGGUCUUCUUCCUCAUCACCAUCCUCAUCCAGUACAGAUUCUGCUUCAAACCCAGGCCGGCGAGUCUCGUGACCGAGGCGGGAAUUCCGGAAGACGAGGACGAGGACGUCGCCCGCGAGAGGCACCGGAUCGUACACGGGCUCGGGCGCGGACACAUCCUGGAACUCCGACAACUGACCAAGGUGUUCAAAAGGAAUCAGAGGCCGGCGGUGGAUCGGCUUUGCGUGGGGAUCCCCCCGGGCGAGUGUUUCGGUCUGCUGGGCGUGAACGGCGCGGGAAAGACCACCACCUUCAAAAUGCUGACGGGCGACACGACGGUGACCGGCGGGGAGGCCUUCCUGGCCGGCAAGAGCAUCCUCCGAGAGUUGGAGCAGGUCCACCGGAACAUGGGCUACUGCCCUCAGUUCGACGCCGUCAACGAGCUGCUGACGGGACGGGAACAUCUGGAGCUGUACGCUAUCCUCAGAGGAGUUCCCGGGGAAGAAGUCUGUGACGUGGCCGAGUGGGGCGUCCGAAAGUUGGGUCUGCUCAAGUACGCCGACAAAGCGGCGGGAAGUUACAGCGGCGGGAAUCUGCGUAAGCUAUCCACUGCUAUGGCGCUGAUCGGAGCACCCCCUGUUGUCUUUCUGGACGAACCCACCACGGGCAUGGACCCCAAAGCCCGCCGAGCGCUCUGGAACUGCAUCCUGUCAGUCAUCAAGGAAGGACGCUCCGUCGUGCUCACCUCGCACAGCAUGGAGGAGUGUGAGGCCUUGUGCACCCGGAUGGCCAUCAUGGUCAACGGCAGGUUCAAAUGUAUCGGCAGCGUCCAACAUUUGAAGAACAGGUUCGGCGACGGCUACACCGUGGUCCUGCGGGUGGCGGGGCCCGAUCCCGACCUGGCGGCCGUCGGCCGCUUCAUCGAGCGCGAGCUGAGCGGCAGCACGCUGAAGGAGAAACACCGCAACAUGCUGCAGUACCAGCUGCCCUCGGCGCGUUGCUCGCUCACGCACGUUUUCUCCACGCUGGCCAAGAACAAGCGGGCCCUCAAGAUCGAAGACUACUCCGUAACGCAGACCACGCUGGAUCAGGUGUUUGUCAACUUCGCCAAGGACCAGAGCGACGACUAUCACUCCAAAGACGCGGCUUCUUCCUCCGGAAAGCGGAGACGGCGGGGCCUUUCUCGGGAGGACGGACCCAAAGAGAGCGCCGUGUGAACUUGAAGCGGUCCGCCCGCCAUUCUUUUUUCCCCGUGGGGUUGGUCUCCACCAAGAUUCCAAAUCAGUUGAAAUCAGCCGACUUUGAUUUUAUUUAUGUUUGCUCUACUGCCAAUCAAAGUGUUGAUGAUUUUGGGAGGAAGAAAAACUGUGGAAAGUUACCUGACUGAUUUUUUUAAAAAAAUAAUUUUCUCCUUCAAACGUGACACCAAGCUGUUACUGAAAACAUUGAAAUCAAACAGACCCACGGAACAUAAGGAUAAGUAAAAAAGCACUUUUCUGUCUUCCCCACCGACGGCUCCCGAUUCCGACACCCGGCCGUGUGGUAUCGGCCGAUGCCGAUGCUGUACCGAUACCGUGUUUUUUUUUUUUUUGGGGGGGGGGGGGGCAAAAAAAUCUUUUAUAUACAAAUAGAAAAAUGAAACAGUCAUCAAAAUAGGACAAUGUUGUUUACAAUUUUUGGAUGUAAUUCUGUCAGUGCUUCAGCUUCCUCCUCAAGUUUGGCUCUCACGUCUGGGAUCUCCUGACAACGCGGGCAUUCUUUCGGAGAGUUUACAGCUACGUCCGGACAAUCAAUAAAACAUUUAUUUAGCCAUA